Molecule: messenger RNA, 1882 nt
Organism: Anoplophora glabripennis (Asian longhorned beetle)
Lineage: Eukaryota; Metazoa; Arthropoda; Insecta; Coleoptera; Cerambycidae
Product: BTB/POZ domain-containing adapter for CUL3-mediated RhoA degradation protein 3
Exons: 2
Coding region: 136-1038 (300 amino acids)
Biological process (GO): protein homooligomerization
Molecular function (GO): protein binding
Source: RefSeq, a predicted model, not a curated record
CGUUUUAGAAUUUUAGAAGGCUGUGGCUGUGGUCUUGAAAUGACUAUUUUGAAAAAUAUGUUGUAAGUUUGUACGCAAAAUACAAAAUAGUGUGAAUAUUCAGCCAUCUCCAUUUUUUAAUUAGUAGAAUUCUGAAUGUUUAAUUCGGAAAUUAGUAUCAUGUCUGGAAAAACGACUAUAAAAGGAAACCCUUCACAGUAUGUAAAGUUAAACGUUGGGGGCUGUUUACAUUACACCACCAUUGGAACUUUAACUAAGCAUGAUACAAUGUUACGGGCCAUGUUUAGUGGAAGAAUGGAAGUGCUGUCUGAUUCGGAUGGUUGGAUACUUAUUGACAGAUGUGGCAAACAUUUUGGGACAAUACUGAAUUUUUUAAGAGACGGCAGCGUUUCUUUACCUGAAUCGUCUAAAGAGAUAGCAGAACUAGCAGCCGAAGCUAAGUACUACUGCAUAGCUGAACUCGCGGAAUCUUGUAACAAAGCUUUGGCUAAAAAAGAGAGAGGCGAGCACGAACCUAUUUGUGGAGUGCCGUUAAUUACAUCCGUAAAAGAGGAAGAAAUGUUAAUAAGCUCAACGACUAAACCCGCAAUAAAAUUGCUUAUAAACAGACAUAAUAAUAAAUAUUCCUACACCACAACUUCAGACGAUAAUUUGCUGAAGAAUAUCGAACUAUUCGAUAAGCUUUCGUUGUGGUACAGCAACAGGGUGUUGUUUUUGAAAGACGUCAUUAGUACGAGCGAAAUUUGCUGCUGGGUUUUCUACGGACAUGGGAAAAAGGUAUCGGAGGUAUGUUGUACCUCUAUCGUCUAUGCCACUGAUAAGAAACACACGAAAGUUGAAUGUCCGGAAGCGAGAAUUUACGAGGAAACAUUAAAUAUAUUACUUUACGAGAGUCGUAACGCCCCAGACCAAGAACUGAUGCAAGCCACGUCGACUAGAGGCGCGGUUUCUGGAAUGUCCUCAUAUACAAGCGACGAGGAGGAAGAAAGAUCAGGUAUUGAACGACUUAGGUCUAAUAAGUCUAAUAAUCAAACAUAAUUACUUCAUUUUAACUACUUUGUAAGAUAUAUUUGCAUUACUGAACUGAUAUAAUACUGGGUGGCCUAGAAAAUUUAUUUACAGUACAAGUUGGUGUAUCGGAGUAAAAGCCAUAUUACAAACUUUUUCCGUUGACGUUCUGGUUUCUAUUACUUAGGAAAUGUGCUGGCAUUCCAUUUAUAAUGCUUAGUCGAGAGAUGGGAACGACUAUUGGUAAACUUCCUGUGUUAUCACCAAUAAAGUACUAUUAUAAGCAUAGGUACAUUUGCUAUGUAACGGAAACGGCAACAGGAAAAGUUUAUAAAUCGGUUUUAAGCGUUUGCUACAGUUUUAAAAUUUGUCAUUCUUUAUCUUUGCAAAUAAAUUAUUAUUUUAUGUUAAGUUGUGAAAUAAAAAUAUUGAACUAAAAUGUUUCAUGUUAUGUCAUUACAUCCCUUGUCGUGUAUUGUGGGUAUGUUUUAUAAAAUUUCUUCAAUUGAAACAAAUAAGGUUACAGUUACCGACGAACAAAUUACUUUUGAAAUUUAUUAUUCCUCUGCAGUAGUGGCAGGUUUAGAUUUUUUUUAUCGUGCUUUGUAAUUUUUUUUUAUACACCUCGGAGUAUGAUUUAUAGGGAAAGCUAGUCAAAAUUUUGAGUAUUGUGGAUGUGAUUUGUUUUUAUAUAUCCCCGUUAUUGUAUUUUUAUUAUACUUAAAUAUUUUAACGUACAAUACAGUUACAGGCGUAUCAAAAGCUGUUGUAGCUGUAUUUUGAUUAAUAUGAUAUUAGGUUAAAAAUGUGAAUGUUCAAGAUUUAUUUACACUCAACAAACAUACUAUGUUAAAAAAUAUAUAUAGGUACUGGG